CUACACACACCCCCUUCACCACAACCCCCCCUUGCAACGCUCAUUACAUCCUACAUCUCACCCCACACACACUCUCUACUUUCCAUCUCAAACUACUUACAAUGCUCGUCUCGGCCUUCCUCGCUCUCGCCCUCCCGGCCUUUGUCGCCGCUCAGCAGUCCCCCGGAAAGGGCGGCCUCAAGAUCACCUACCCCAACUCGGACAACUGGUGGAUCAACGGCAACACCAACACGCUUGCCUGGGGCGGCGACACCCCCUCGCCCGACACCACCGGCACCUUUGUCGCCUGGCUCUCCAACCCCGACGUCAACCUCCUCUCGGGUGUCCAGGCCCUGAGCGCUCAGACUCCUACCUACCAGACGUCGCUGGCUAUUGCUGCCCUUAACCAGAAGCCCGGCACUGGCUACGUUCUCCAGUUCUCCAACCCCCUCAACCAGACUGACGUCUGGGCCACCUCGCAGCCCUUCGAGAUCAAGGCCGCCAACUCGCCCUACCCCCCUGGUGCCGCCUCGGCCGGUGCCCCCCAGGUCACGGCUACCGCUUCGGGCUCGGCUGUUGCCGGUGCCAGCGGUGCGGCCGGAAACGCCUCGCACUCGGGAGCCUCGGCUGCCCCCUCGGCCUCGACCAAGCCCUCGUCGGCUGGCAUCCUCGCCGUCGCCCCCGUCGCCGUCGCCGCUGUUGCCGGUGCCGCUGCCUACAUUGUGGCCUAAGCGACGACGACGACGACUUGCUCGCCCAGUGUUUACCUGGUGGCGUAAGGCGUCAGCCACUGCGCGCCAAGGCUAGCCCCGGUGGUGGAAUCGACAGUGGACAUUGGCUUGUGGAUGGUGACGACGAUUAUACCUAUUUUGUGGUGCAAUGACCUAUGCAUCUUAGUAACGGCGUG
This is a messenger RNA of Vanrija pseudolonga, 886 nucleotides long. RefSeq lists its product as uncharacterized. The transcript is spliced from 5 exons. NCBI's taxonomy places the organism in Eukaryota, Fungi, Basidiomycota, Tremellomycetes, Trichosporonales, Trichosporonaceae. Bases 102 to 710 code for a protein of 202 amino acids. The record is from RefSeq and is a predicted model, not a curated record.